GGUACCGGCCGAGCCCAGACCCGAGGUUUUAGAGGCAGAGUCAGGCGAAGCUGGGCCAGAACCGCGACCUCCGCAACCUCGAGAGCGGCAUCCGUGGAGUGCGCCUGCGCAGCUACGACCGCAGCAGGAAAGCGCUGCCGGCCAGGCCCAGCUGUGGCCGGACAGGGACUGGAAGAGAGGACGCGGUCGAGGAGUUGUGCACCAGCCCUGGCAACGAGAGCGUCUGCCCUGAGCUCUGCCGGCCUUAAGGUUUUGAAACAUGAAUCCUACAUUCAUCCUCGCUGCCUUUUGCCUGGGAAUUGCCUCAGCUACUCUAACAUUUAAUCACAGUUUAGAGGCACAGUGGACCAAGUGGAAGGCGAUGCACAACAGAUUAUACGGCAUGAAUGAAGAAGCAUGGAGGAGAGCAGUGUGGGAGAAGAACAUGAAGAUGAUUGAACUGCACAAUCAGGAAUACAGGGAAGGGAAACACAGCUUCACAAUGGCCAUGAACACCUUUGGAGACAUGACCAGUGAAGAAUUCAGGCAGGUGAUGAAUGGCUUUCAAAACCGUAAGCCCAGGAAGGGGAAAGUGUUCCAGGAACCUCUGUUUUAUGAGGCCCCCAGAUCUGUGGAUUGGAGAGAGAAAGGCUACGUGACUCCUGUGAAGAAUCAGGGUCAGUGUGGUUCUUGUUGGGCUUUUAGCGCUACUGGUGCUCUUGAAGGACAGAUGUUCCGGAAAACUGGGAAGCUUGUCUCACUGAGUGAGCAGAAUCUGGUAGACUGCUCUGGGCCUCAAGGCAAUGAGGGCUGCAAUGGUGGCCUAAUGGAUUAUGCCUUCCAGUAUGUUGCUGACAAUGGAGGCCUGGACUCUGAGGAAUCCUAUCCAUAUGAGGCAACAGAAGAAUCCUGUAAGUAUAAUCCCGAGUAUUCUGUUGCUAAUGACACCGGCUUUGUGGACAUUCCUAAGCAGGAGAAGGCCCUGAUGAAGGCAGUUGCAACUGUGGGGCCCAUUUCUGUUGCUAUUGAUGCAGGUCAUGAGUCCUUCAUGUUCUAUAAAGAAGGCAUUUAUUUUGAGCCAGACUGUAGCAGUGAAGACAUGGAUCAUGGUGUGCUGGUGGUUGGCUAUGGAUUUGAAAGCACAGAAUCAGACAACAGUAAAUAUUGGCUGGUGAAGAACAGCUGGGGUGAAGAAUGGGGCAUGGGUGGCUACAUAAAGAUGGCCAAAGACCGGAGAAACCAUUGUGGAAUUGCCUCAGCAGCCAGCUACCCCACUGUGUGAGCUGAUGGACAGUGAUGAGGAAGGACUUGACUGGGGAUGGCGCAUGCAUGGGAGGAAUUCAUCUUCAGUCCACCAGCCCCUGCUGUGUCGGAUACACACUCGAAUCACUGAAGAUCCAAGUGUGAUUUGAAUUCUGUGAUAUUUUCACACUGGUAAAUGUUACCUCUAUUUUAAUUACUGCUAUAAAUAGGUUUAUAUUAUUGAUUCACUUACUGACUUUACAUUUUUGUUUUUAAAAGGAUGUAUAAAUUUUUACCUGUUUAAAUAAAAUUUAAUUUCAAAUGUA
This is a messenger RNA of Piliocolobus tephrosceles (Ugandan red Colobus), 1547 nucleotides long. It is a transcript of the gene CTSL, whose product is annotated as cathepsin L. The coding region runs from base 260 to 1261 and encodes 333 amino acids. The record is from RefSeq and is a predicted model, not a curated record. Gene Ontology annotation, molecular function: cysteine-type peptidase activity. The transcript is spliced from 8 exons. Gene Ontology annotation, biological process: proteolysis. NCBI's taxonomy places the organism in Eukaryota, Metazoa, Chordata, Mammalia, Primates, Cercopithecidae.